This is a messenger RNA of Seriola aureovittata, 3827 nucleotides long. RefSeq names its product ubiquitin specific peptidase 22 (gene usp22). The record is from RefSeq and is a predicted model, not a curated record. NCBI's taxonomy places the organism in Eukaryota, Metazoa, Chordata, Actinopteri, Carangiformes, Carangidae. The transcript has 13 exons. Gene Ontology annotation, molecular function: cysteine-type deubiquitinase activity; zinc ion binding. Gene Ontology annotation, biological process: protein deubiquitination. The coding region runs from base 383 to 1864 and encodes 493 amino acids.
UUAUGAAUGAGGUGGGUCUUGAUGACACUCACCGUGUAAGCUACUGUUGAAAUUCCAGUGCUAACCAACUUUAGCCAGCUUGCUAACAUGUAAUUCAGCGAAUGUGAAGAACUACACACACGGCGCUCCUCCGGAUUUAAAUGCAUAAAUAACAUUUAAUUUCCAAUUGAGGAAUAUUUGGAAAUUCGCCUUCAUGUUUGCCACUGCGCGCGUCUCCGUUACUGCAACCAGGACAUGUCCAGUUAGCCAGAACGCAGCAAUCGGUGGAUAACGAACCUGGCGAGCUAGCCAGCCAGCCAGCCCGUUUGGACUCGGUCUGCGUUGAGGGAUUCGACCAGGUUUCAUCGCCCAGAGGACAGUAAAGCCGGAUGCUGUGACUACCAUGAGUCCUGCAGGCUGCCCCCAUGUCAACGGCUUCAAAGUGGACAACUGGAAGCAGAACCUGAGGGUCAUUUAUCAGUGUUUCGUGUGGAGCGGUUCAGCCGAGACCAGAAAGCGCAAGGCCAAGUCAUGCAUCUGCCACAUGUGUGGUGCCCACCUGAACAGACUCCACUCCUGCCUCUACUGCGUCUUCUUCGCCUGCUUUGCCAAAAAACACAUCCACGAGCAUGCCAAGAGCAAAAGGCAUAACCUAGCUAUUGACCUGCUGUACGGGGGAAUUUACUGCUUUAUGUGCCAAGACUACAUUUAUGACAAAGACAUGGAACAGAUUGCCAAAGAGGAACAAAGGAAAGCCUGGAAAAUGCAAGGCAUAGGGGAGAAGUACUCAACAUGGGAGCCCACCAAGAGGGAGCUGGAGCUUCUCCGCCACAACCCUAAAAGGAGGAGAAUCACCUCCAACUGCACUAUUGGCCUGCGUGGUCUGAUAAACCUGGGCAACACGUGCUUCAUGAACUGCAUCGUCCAGGCACUGACGCACACUCCACUGUUGCGUGACUUCUUCCUGUCCGACCGACACAAAUGCGAGAUGCAGAGUAACUCCUGCUUGGUGUGCGAGAUGUCGCAGCUCUUCCAGGAGUUCUACUCAGGUCAUCGCUCGCCUCACAUCCCGUUCCGCCUCCUGCACCUGGUGUGGACUCACGCCCGUCACCUGGCCGGUUACGAGCAGCAAGAUGCCCACGAGUUCCUCAUCGCGGCGCUGGAUGUUCUACACAGGCACUGCAAAGAUGACAAUGGGAAGAAAGCCAACAACCCAAACCACUGUAACUGCAUCAUCGACCAAAUCUUCACAGGGGGCCUGCAGUCUGACGUCACCUGUCAAGUCUGCCAUGGCGUUUCCACAACCAUAGACCCGUUCUGGGACAUCAGCCUGGACCUGCCGGGGUCCUCCACACCGUUCUGGCCCCUCAGCCCCGGAGGAGACGGAUCAGCACUUAACGGAGAGAGUCACACCACUGGAGCCACGACACUCACAGACUGUCUGCGCAGGUUCACCAGACCUGAGCACCUCGGCAGCAGCGCUAAGAUCAAGUGCAGUGGUUGCCAUAGCUACCAGGAGUCCACCAAGCAGCUGACCAUGAAGAAGCUGCCCAUUGUGGCCUGCUUUCACCUCAAAAGGUUUGAGCAUUCAGCCAAACUACGACGGAAGAUCACAACUUAUGUCUCCUUCCCGCUGGAGCUGGACAUGACGCCCUUCAUGGCCUCCAGUAAAGAGAGCAGGAUGAACGGGCAGUACCAGCAGACAGUGGACCCCUUCAACAAUGACAACAAGUACAGUCUGUUUGCUGUGGUGAACCACCAGGGGACACUAGAGAGCGGCCACUACACCACCUUCAUCCGGCAGCACAAGGACCAGUGGUUCAAAUGUGACGACGCCAUCAUCACCAAGGCCAGCAUCAAGGAUGUUCUGGAUAGUGAAGGGUGAGCAGGUCGCAGCGUUGAAGGUACCUUUUGUUUUACCACAAACAGUUUCUGGAGUACGAAUAGUCUCCUCCGUCAGCACAGCCUGCAGGAGGAGACGACGGAGUGGUUGCAUGGGAACAGGUAACGGGAGUGAUGAUCAGAGGGACGAGGAAACAGAGACACAAACCUACCUGAGUCGCUCUGAGAGUUGCAGCUCUCACUCUAACAUGGAACCACCCUUACUACAUACUAACCUAGUUCCUCUUGUAACGAACUGUCUGCUGUGCAGGAUAGACACAAGAAUGCAAGAACCAAACAAAAUGCAAGGAAUCUGGAAGGGAGAUUUGUUUGGGGCGCUGAAGGAAUAUUGCAUACUUGCAAAAGUUUUUCACUGGAAUUCAGGGGUUAAAGAAGAAAAGAGCUGUGAUAACCUGCUAUAAGAUCAGUCAGUGCUCGCUUUCACAUAAUACAGGAAUAGACAGAAGGGCAGAAGGGGUUUUUAUUUAAAACCUUGGUUUAUCUCGGGAAGGUUUACAUGAUCACAAAUGCUGUUCUCCACCAACGUCCUGCUUCAUGCUCGCACAGCUGCAAUAUGUUAGCACCCAAAGGUGCAAAGAAACAGAGCAGCAACCUCCCACAGGGGUUCAGGGCUCUGCUUCAGCAAAGGAAUUUUAUUGUUUUGUUUUUGGUUUUUGUUUAUUUUUUGUUUGUUUAUUUUUUGAAUUUCACUUUCACCCAAAAGGAUUGAAACAGGCAACUUCCUGGACACAAGCACACUCGUCUCUCUUCCAAGCGACCAAAUACUUCAAGGGUGGAGGUUGUUUUAUUAUGCAUUUUUGUUCCAAAUGCAAAGAGAAAAAGAAAACCACCAGUUCAAUGAUAUUAAUAAUAUUGUAUAGAGAGACAGUUUAUUCAGUUCAUUACUCGUCAGUUUGUCGCCGUCUGUUGUCAGAUGCUUCUAGGAAACAUUUUCUUCAACAAGGACGAGUACGAGGAGGAUCUGUUAUUUUCGGCCUUGCUGCCUCCAACAGUCACGCGGGGGGGAAAUAGAUUACACAGUGAAUAUUAUAUUUUUAUACAUAACUUUUGUUUACGGUUUCACAUUCUCCCUAAACUCUCACAUUGUUUGUCUGUGUUAUAUUACGCCAUCAAUCAUGUUUUUGUACACAAAAGCGAAGUAGUGCUGAGAAUUUUCAUGAAACUGCUGCUAAGGCGAUUUUUUUGUUUGUUUGUUUGUUUAAUUUGGCUUUUUUGUUUGUUUGGUUUUUUUUUUUACGUUACUGAGACGAAUUCUCCAUUUUCAGGACACGUUGUCGUGAUGCUGUUUCAGGUAAAUGGCAAAAGAGAAACGAAACAAAAGAGGAGGGUGUUAUUCCCAGUACUGAGUCUGUAUAAAGAGUCAGAAGCUCAAUCCUGCAGUGUUAACCGUCGGCCGCAUGUUGCUCUAAUUUGGUGUGUUUGUGUGUAUACGUGUGUGUGUGUGUGUGUGUGUGUGUGUGUGUGUGUGUGUAUGUGCCCGAGAAAGGGGAGGGGGAAAAAAAGCUCAGUGUAUGUGUGUUUGUUUUUAAAAUGUGUUAUUGCGUGUAAAGAGAGGAGGAAAAAAAAAAAAGCGUGUAUGUGUUCCUGUUUGUAUGCACGUGUGUCGUGCGCGUGCGUAUGUACCGUAUGUUCGUGUACUGAAUCAGUACUUGCAUUCAGCAUGCCGUCUGAGCUGGGUAUCACAGUUUGAUAGGAUUUUUUUUUUUUUUUUUCCACAUGUGGAUGAUGUAUGUAAAAGUAUAUAUGUACAGUUUGUAUGUAAGAGACAAAUGGUGAAACCUCAAAGUUGAUUUGUUCUUCGAUAUUGCUGGAUCCAGCCACGGGGUCGCAAUCAUAAGAAACGUGUCUUGACCCCAUCAGUCAUUCCUCGCACACACAUGUAACUGCUGCAAGAACUGGACACAGUGAAGGAAAGACACAAAUAAAGAAAAAUCUAUAUCUGUAAA